UUAAAGAAAUCGGGUGUGGGGUGGAAAGAAAGAUAGAAGCAAAUAGCUGAGAGUUUUGGUGAAGAUAACAGAGAAAGCGCCGAUUUUUGGAUUUGUUUGCAAUCAUAUUGAAAAUCUAAAACACACUCAGCAAUCUUAACAAAUUUAUCUUUCACUGUUUGAUUUUCUCGAGAAAAUCAUCCUUUUCUCAGUAACCAAAGCAAAUAUUCAAAAUCUUCUGCAGUUUUUGCUGCUGCAGCUGCUGUGGUGCCAAUACAUAAUCAACCAAACAGUUGUAAGUCAUUGAUUUUGCCCAUGUCUUAAAAUGCAGGAUGAUUGGAGAUAAAUUUUUGUAGAUUCCAUUGGAUUGACGACAGAUCUUGAGUUUCUUCCAAAUUUUGUUGCAGAGAGAGAGAGAGAAUGGAGAAGGAAAAGAAGAGUCAAACAGCUACAGAAACGGAUUUUGUGUUGCAAUGGGGAACCAAAAAGAGGCUUAGAUGUGUGAAAGUGAAAAAAGACCAAAACUUGGCCAACAAAUCUAAACCAAUUGAUUCUUUGCCAAAGAAGAAAUUCACAUCUCGUGUUGUCAAUGCCGAGAAAGAAUCUCCUCGUGUCAUCAAGAAUUCUGAGUUGCCAAUGAACAAUAGGAAGUCAUCAGUAUCAUCACCAGAGAAAGAAGAUCGAUACUACACAACGAGGGGAUCAUUGGCAUUGGAUGACAAUGGCAAGGUUUUGAUGGAUAAUGUGAAGGAAGAUAAGGGUCUGGUAUGGCCUAAACUAUUUAUUUCAUUGUCUAGCAAAGAGAAGGAAGAGGACUUCAUGGCUAUGAAAGGAUGCAAGCCUCCUCAAAGACCUAAGAAAAGAGCCAAGCUGAUACAAAAAACUCUACUUUUGGUAAGUCCAGGCGCAUGGUUAACAGAUUUGUGCCAGGAGAGGUAUGAAGUUAGGGAAAAGAAGGCUUCCAAAAAGAGACCUAGAGGAUUGAAGGCAAUGGGAAGUAUGGAAAGUGACUCAGAAUGAGAGAUUUAAUGGAUGCAAGAGUAUUUUGGUUUUUGAUGGUUAGGAUAGGAGGGACAACUAGAAACAUGGUUUUUUUUUUUUUUUUUUUUUUUUCCUUUUCUUGAAAGAAAAGAAAAAAGAGAAGCAAGAAAUAUGAAUAGCAUGGGGGUGUCUCUCUCUGUCUUUUUGUCAAUUUGAUGUUUGGAAUAUAAUUGAAGUCAUUUUCUU
Messenger RNA from Hevea brasiliensis (rubber tree), 1206 nucleotides. RefSeq lists its product as uncharacterized. The transcript is spliced from 6 exons. The record is from RefSeq and is a predicted model, not a curated record. The coding region runs from base 400 to 999 and encodes 199 amino acids. Lineage: Eukaryota; Viridiplantae; Streptophyta; Magnoliopsida; Malpighiales; Euphorbiaceae.